AUGGUAGAGUCGAAGCAGCCGGCCCAGUGGGCCGUAUUGUUUGUCACUUUCAUUUUUGCUGCCAUUGCCAUCUUUUUUCGUCUCUUUAGUCGUCGUAUAACAAGAGCGUAUUUCUGGUGGGACGAUGCUUUUGCGAUUGGUUGCUUUGUUGUUGCCAUUGUAUGGGUGAUUAUUGUCUGCAUAUGGCAAACCAAGGGUCUGGGUAUGCACAUCGAAGAUGUGACUUGGCUCUCCCAGGAUGAGGCUCUCUACUGGACCAAGUUGCUGCUCUACAUUGCCGAGCUAUUUUAUGCAUUUGCCCUAUUCUUUGGAAAGAUGUCAAUCCUGUCGUUCUACUGGCGCCUUUUCUCGGUUUCGAACAUCAAACUGCCAAUUCAGAUUCUGAUGGGCUGCUCAAUCAUCUGGAUCACCAUCAGAACAUUCUUGGCCAUCUUCCACUGUAUACCCGUCGAAGCUUUCUGGCUCACAAUCCCCGGCUCGUACUGCGCUAUCGACGAUAAGAAGUUCUUUUUUGGCAGCAUCUUGGUCCACGUGGUUCUGGAUGUGUGCAUCCUCGCUCUGCCCAUCAUUCAGGUCCGCCAGUUGCAGCUGCCGAAGCUGCAGCGACUCGGAAUCAUCGCCAUGUUCAUGUUCGGUAUCUUUAUUUGUGUCGCUGCUGUGGCCAUCAUUGUCACGUCAGUCAACUUCAACGCUGCGGCAAUCGAUCUCACGUGGAACAUCACGGAUAUCGUGAUCUGGGCCACCGUGGAAGUCAACCUCGUCACAGUCUCAGCUUGUCUCCCAACCGUGCGACCGGCGUUCACGUAUUUCUUCGGCCGCUUCCUGCCUGCAUCGACGCUGAAGUCGGGCUCUAACAGCUAUGGCAUCAGCAACAAAUAUGGACGCAGCCAGAACCUCAAGUCCAUCAAGCUGAACACCAUGCCCAAGAAGGAGGACGAGUCGAGCUCGACCUACCAACUGAAUGACUCUGUCCACGGCGACAGCCACAGCGACUUUGAGUCACACGCCCUGGACAGGCAAAAGGGCACCCGAACCGUCAUCACGGGCCGUCAGAACGAGCGACACUCGGACGAGGAGAUAGAGAACCCCUUCGCCGGCAACGGAAUUCAGGUCCGAAGCGAGACCGUGGUCCAGGUGUCCAGCGGCCGCCGCAACAGCACUAUCCGGGUGGGAAGCCCCGACCACGAGAACGGUUCUCACAUGCGCACUCUGGAUGAGAGAUCCCUGCCAUAA
This is a messenger RNA of Neoarthrinium moseri, 1233 nucleotides long. RefSeq lists its product as uncharacterized. NCBI's taxonomy places the organism in Eukaryota, Fungi, Ascomycota, Sordariomycetes, Amphisphaeriales, Apiosporaceae. Bases 1 to 1233 code for a protein of 410 amino acids. The transcript has 6 exons. The record is from RefSeq and is a predicted model, not a curated record.